AUGUCUUUUUUACACCCACGCCGAGCAUCUCUAGAUGAACUUGAGGAUGAAAAGCGAGGGAAGGCUGAAAAUGUGGAGGACUGCUCGAAUAUUACAUGCAUUGACGACAUCCAGGUGUUGGGCCUCGCUCCAGACGACGCUGAAUUUUACCGCAAUUUCGAUACAAAAAAAAAGAAAAGGGUCGAUGUUCGACUAGUUCCGAUGCUUUCCGUGCUCUAUUUGGUUUCACACCUAGAUAGGGCUAAUAUAGGCAACGCUAAAAUUGCUGGACUGACGGAGGAUCUGGGCUUAAGUGGCAUUCAGUACAAUAUCGCACUUAGUCUCUUUUUCAUCCCAUACGUCCUUCUUGGUGAGUCAAAGCCCGGAACAUUCCUCUCAACGGAUCUACAGGCUAACUUGGAACCAGAGGUACCAAGUAAUAUACUGCUCAAGACUUUCACUCGGCCUUCCCAUUACUUGGGCAUUUUGACCGUCAGUUGGGGAAUCAUUAUGACCUUGACCGGUGUUGUACAAAAUUUUGGAGGUCUACUAGCUGUGCGAAUCCUGCUGGGAAUAUUUGAGGCUGGAUUCUUUCCCGGUGCGGUCUACUUAUGUUCGCUGUGGUAUAUGCCGAGGGAUCUCGCGACCCGCAUAUCGUUGUUUUAUUGUGCAAGCGCUUUGUCUGGUGCAUUUUCUGGUCUUCUCGCGGCGGGAAUCGCCAAGAUGGACGGGGUUGGUGGCUAUGAAGGAUGGAGGUGGAUAUUCUUGCUCGAGGGAUUACUAACAGUAAUCCUGGGUGUGUUAUGCUUUUUCUUCCUUAUUGAUUCCCCCAACCUAUCCGGAAAAUGGCUUGAUAAUGAUGAGAUUCGCUACCUGGAAUUACAGCACUUCAUCAAGGAAGGCGGGAAGUUCAAGGAAGAACAGAAGAGAACUUCGUGGGGAGAUAUCCGAGCUGUAAUGUUGAACUGGCGAAUGAACAAAAUUUACACUCCCUACCAUCACGAAAGGAAUGGGAUUCGAAGGCACAAAUGCACAACUUAUGACAGUUCCUCCCUACGUUGCUGGUGCCAUAUCCGCAGUCUUUUUUCAACAUUGUCCGACCGAUUUUACUGGCGUAUGCCAUUUGUUGUAGUUCCGCUACUCCUCAUCGUUACCGGCUACUCUAUCAUUAUGGGCCUUAAGGGUCAACUUCAAGCUCACAUUGGGCCAGGCUUCUUCGCAAUCAUUCUGACCUGUAUGGGUAUUUACCCAACUCACCCUGCGACAACUUCGUGGACAAUGAACAAUUUGGCACCAUCCAAUCGCCGUGCUAUCGGAAGCGCAUUCAACAUAUGUGUCGGCAACAUAGGAGGGAUAAUUGGAAGUUACAUGUAUCUUGAUCGCGAGGGCCCCACCUAUCCUACUGGCUUUGGCUUAUCGUUGGCCUUUGGCGGGUCAGCUCUUGUGGCAGCAUUGAUUCUUGAAGUCUCGUUCGUUUAUGCCAAUAAACGCAACGGGAUGAUGACCGAGUCCGAAAUACGGGACACAUACAGCGACGAACAGCUUCUGGACAUGGGAGACAAGUCCCCACUUUUCAAGUAUACCCUGUGA
This is a messenger RNA of Penicillium canescens, 1569 nucleotides long. RefSeq lists its product as uncharacterized. The record is from RefSeq and is a predicted model, not a curated record. Gene Ontology annotation, molecular function: transmembrane transporter activity. NCBI's taxonomy places the organism in Eukaryota, Fungi, Ascomycota, Eurotiomycetes, Eurotiales, Aspergillaceae. Gene Ontology annotation, biological process: transmembrane transport. Bases 1 to 1569 code for a protein of 522 amino acids. The transcript is spliced from 4 exons. Gene Ontology annotation, cellular component: membrane.